AGACCCAAAGACUUUCCAAGUCUCCACAGCUCCACUUGAAGCAAGCAGACAAUGUGACCACUGAUCCUAUAAUAUAUAAAAAACACCAUUAAUUAAUACUCUCUAAUAAUUCAAGCAAUCACACUACUCUUCAACCAACCAUGUUAAUCUUCAGUUUACCCAUCUUUUAUGUGCUCCUACUCUUCAUAUCCAUCAUUACCACCACUGCACAACCAUAUAAAGCCACCGAUCGCUUCUUCAUCGCCUGCGGUUCAUCCUCAACCACCACCACUUCUGACCCGAGAUGGGAUGAUGAUCAAAAUUCUAAAUUUGUCCCUAACAACAUCAUCACCACUUCUUUUCCUUCCACUCCCUUCCAAUCAGAUCCUUCAGUAUCCGGCAUCCUCCCUUAUACUUCUGCCCGAAUUUUUAACGCUUCUUCGUUCACUUACACAUUUCCAGUCUCCCAAGGCCCGAAAUUCCUCCGCUUAUAUUUCUAUCCUGCCACCUACUCCAACCUCAAACCAGAACAAUCUUUCUUUUCAGUAUCAUCGAAUGGCUUCUCUCUCUUAACUAACUUUAGCGCUUUCCUAACCGCCUCUUUUCUGGCUCAGGCCCGCUUAGAUGCAGGAGUUAAUGGACCCCAGGUUCCAAACUUUGUCAAAGAAUUCUUGAUCUAUAUAAAAGAUACACAACUCCUAAACGUUACCUUCACACCCUCACCCAACUCAUAUGCCUUCAUCAACGGUAUUGAAAUUGUUUCAAUGCCGGAAGAUCUGUACUUUAACUCUAUGAACCUGAUACCUGUUGGGAUGACUACAGCACCUGAUAUUACAAACGACCAGGCACUUGAAAAUGUUUACAGAUUAAAUAUGGGUGGGGGACAUAUAUCUAGUAUUGGAGAUACCGGUAUGUACCGGUCAUGGGAUCAAGAUAUUAACUACAUAUACGGAGGAGCAAUUGGGUUGACACCGUCUUAUGGUCACAAGCCCAUUACUUAUACAACGGAGACACCCAAUUAUACUGCACCUGAGGAAGUUUAUCAAACCCAACGGAGUAUGGGCAAUCUGUCUGACACGUUCAAUCUAACCUGGAUACUUUCUGUUGAUUCUGGGUUUUAUUACAAUAUCAGGCUCCAUUUUUGCAACAGUAUACCACUGUACACAAAACCAGGUCAGGUGGUUUUCAAGAUCUUCAUUAAUAAUCAAACUGCUGAUGAGGAAAUUGACGUGUUCCACUUAACAAAAGGUAGUGGUUAUCCUGUAUUCAAGGAUUAUGUUGUGUUUGUUGAUGACCCAUAUCGCAACAGAGGCAAGCAAGAUUUGUGGGUUGCUAUGCAUCCUAAUCCCAAUACUGAAGUAUAUCAUGAUGCUUAUUUGAAUGGUUUGGAAGCCUUUAAGUUAAGCACGGAUAGAAGUCUUGCUAGUCCAAACCCGGAACUUAGCUCUACAACCCCACCAACUCGGCAGACAACUACUGUAAAAAGGAACAAGAACAAACCUCCAUAUGCCGCGAUAAUUGGAGGUAUCGUAGGAGCGUUAGUCUUGUUGUCUAUCUUAGUUCUCAUAGUUUUCCAGAAGCGGAGACGAGUCAAAGAUCAUGGUGCUGGCACCGACGACAGGUCAUCAUACGAGCCAGCGUAUAGUGAAUCAAAGUCUUCACAAUCAACACUGCCAUCAGAUAGAUGUCGUCGCUUCUCACUUAGAGAAGUGUUAGCAGCUACAAAUGAAUUUAAUGAUGAUUUCGUCAUAGGCAACGGUGGGUUUGGUAAGGUGUACAAAGGGUACAUGGACGACGCUGCAACCGCUGUUGCAAUCAAACGACUAAAUGAAUCAUCCAACCAAGGUUUACAAGAAUUCCAUACGGAAAUAGGGAUGUUGUCUAAACUACGCCAUGUCCAAUUAGUGUCCCUGAUUGGAUACUGUGAAGAUAAGGGAGAGAUGAUACUAGUCUACGAUUACAUGGCUAACGGGACUCUACGCGAACAUUUGUACAAGACAAACAAGCCCCCACUGCCAUGGAAAAGACGUCUCCAAAUUUGCAUUGGUGCAGCUAAAGGGUUGCAUUAUCUCCACACGGGUGCAAAACGUGUGAUAAUUCAUAGGGAUGUCAAGUCCACAAAUAUCUUACUUGAUGAAAAUUGGGUUGCUAAGGUAUCCGAUUUUGGUUUGUCAAAGCUAGGCCCUAGUGACCAAGCACAAAACCAUGUUAGCACGGUAGUGAAGGGUAGUAUCGGGUACGUGGAUCCCCAAUAUUACCGAAGCCAAAAACUUACAGACAAAUCUGAUGUGUACUCAUUUGGUGUUGUUCUGCUUGAAGUGUUGUGUGCAAGACCAGUUUUGAUUCCCGGGCUGCCCAGAGAACAGGUGAGUUUGGCAGAAUGGGGAAAAUAUUGUCGUCGGAAGGGUACCCUGAACAAAAUAAUUGAUCCAAAAAUAAGGGGUGAGGUUGCACCUGAGUGUUUAAAGCAGUUUGGAGUGGUGGCAUUUAGUUGCUUGAAAGAACAAGGAAGUGAAAGGCCAUCCAUGGACGAAGUAGUUUGGGGGCUGGAGUUUGCAUUGGAGCUACAAGAAUCUUCUGAGAAAACAGUUGGUGAAGCCGUGCCUGAAAAUCAAGAAUUUCCGUUUCUGAUGCAAGGGGCGACAAGAGCAACAACACCAACAACAGACGAAGAUGCGUUCACAGGAUCAAGCGCGAUAAGAAAUGGCACAUCGUCGAUUAGUAGCAGCGAUGGAGGGUUCAAGUCAGAAACAGUUUUCUCCGAGAUUCUGAAGCCAGCUGGAAGAUAACAUGUAAGUUGGAAUUAUAGAGCCAAACUACAAACAAUCAACGUUAUAUUGUGGUAAAAUUAUACGUAAUUUCCAGGGCUCUCUCCCUUUACAUAUUAAUGUUUAAUAGGCACCAUGUAAUGAAUAAAUUUCAUACAAUUGUGAUAUCAUUCCCUAAACCCUUGUUACCUUUUCUAGUAAUUAAGAAUAUAUGAGUUCUCGGGUUACAGCUGAUUGGUGUCAAGUGAGACUUAUAUCAGGAUUAAUCUACAAACCGCUCACGAGUUGCAAAUCA
Messenger RNA from Helianthus annuus (common sunflower), 3042 nucleotides. RefSeq names its product receptor-like protein kinase FERONIA. The record is from RefSeq and is a predicted model, not a curated record. The coding region runs from base 141 to 2768 and encodes 875 amino acids. Gene Ontology annotation, molecular function: protein kinase activity; ATP binding. Lineage: Eukaryota; Viridiplantae; Streptophyta; Magnoliopsida; Asterales; Asteraceae. Gene Ontology annotation, biological process: protein phosphorylation. The transcript has a single exon.